Molecule: messenger RNA, 815 nt
Organism: Olea europaea var. sylvestris
Lineage: Eukaryota; Viridiplantae; Streptophyta; Magnoliopsida; Lamiales; Oleaceae
Product: ankyrin repeat and SAM domain-containing protein 4B-like
Exons: 6
Molecular function (GO): protein binding
Source: RefSeq, a predicted model, not a curated record
ACAUUUCUGCAAAUUAAUUUUAAAAAUCCAAAACCCACUUUUUGGCCCUCUCCGUUUCCCAAUAUCUCUCUACAGUUCCUUGCAUUUUGUAGACAAAUAUUACGUACACAACAAUUGGGGUAAGGGUUAGGGUUUGGGUUUGGUGGUGCGAAUUUUAGUGAUUAUUAAUUUAUUACGCGAUGUAUGCUGAUCGAGUGGAGGCGGAGGCCCAGUCUAGUAGGUCGAUUAAGGAGAGGCUUAACGGAAAUUCAGCCGCUGAUUCUGGUAGACGGAGACCUGUCUCCGGCAAGAGGCGAAGAGAAGAUGAUGAUAAAUGGGAACAUGAUCUUUUUGAGGAGAAUGAACCUCAAGUUUCAACCUGUUUAGACCGCAGAAUUGGUGCGAAAGAUCUUCGUUUAAAGCUUCAAAGAAAGAGCAUUGAGCAAGCUUCCCAAACAAGGGGCUCAGUUUCAGGAGGUAUGAGGGAUCUGCGUGAGAAACUCUCGGGUUCAUUAUAUUCUCGUCCAGGGGAAGCUAAGCCUUCACAGCCAAGGUCGAAGCCAGCUCUUGAAGUCAGUAAACCUACUAGGAAAAGUGUUGUAGCUGAAGCCACAGUGCCAGACAGCAGAAGAGUUACUGGCCCAGUUUCUGAUAAAAAGAAUCAGCUGAAGGCAGAAUCAGUGGAUAAUUUUCUGGAGUCCCUUGGUCUUGAGAAAUAUUCAAUUACUUUCCAGGCUGAAGAGGUUGACAUGAUAACCCUAGUACAUAUGGUUGAUGAAGACCUUAAAGCUUUGGGAAUACCAAUGGGUCCAAGAAAGAAGAUACUUCUAGCACUG